CUUUGUCAGGUAUAUUUGUUCCAUAUGUGCUGAAUUUUUUUUUUUUAAUACAGCUAUCCGGAAUAAUAAACCGACCGUCUGAAUUAAACUUGGAUCUACAAAAACAGAUUUUAACAGAAUUUAACUCCGGGUUAUUUUCUGUUCGUCCCACAGCCGAGAGGUAGGCUCUAGCGCGAACCAAUGAGAGAGAAGAGCGCGAGGGGAAACAUGGAGGAGAAGAUGAACCAAAACAGUACUGCAGCAACAUGAAAACGCUAAGACGCUAACCAGGGAAUGGAUGCAGUCAUUUUGCGCAAUUGAUUUUUAAAAACACUGUGAACGUAUUGUUUUUAACAGGUUAAUUGACUUAAACGUCGACUUUGUCCAGAAGUGUUGAUAAACAUUCAGUCAAAGUAAAAUGUCACUGAGUGCAUCGUGUGAAUCGGUCUCUCAGAAGAGGACUCUGUCGAGCCUCCUCGAUGGUCGUGUGGUGAAGAGGCAGAAGCAGGGAGAUGGUCAGAGGCUGCAGGAGGCAACGAUGCAGCUGCUGGAGCAGCAGCAGAGCCUCUGCAGUCUGCUCAGGGAGGUGGGGAGUCCCGAUCCAUCCAACAUUUUCCACACUCAGAAUGGAGAGCAGAAACAAGCAGAGUCUGAAGGCAUCUCAUCUGCCAUAGCAGGUUCCCUACUGGUGUGUGAGCUGAGGCGUCAGGCCUCGCAGCUGGGUGUCCCCAUGCCAGUGCUGUCCGUGAAGAUGAUGCUGGAGAGACUGAUGGAGAUCACUGGAACUGAGGAAGUGAGGCAGGAAGAGGACAAGAGGAGAGAACUGCUCACUUCAUCUCAGCGAGUCCAGCUGAGGGUCCUGUUAGAGUCCAGCAAAGACCUUCUGUCCCAGGGAGCCCUCUGCCCUAAACUGCUCUGGCAGGAGUACAGAAGAGAUCAGAGGCUACCCAAGCUGGAGGUUGUGCACCAUUUUCACUUUCAUAACAUCGUCACUCUGAAGUACAUCUUAGAGAGUGAUGAAGGAGUGAAGUUGUGGUUAGUGUCUCAGUUGAAGGCUCUGUGCAGUUGGACACCUCCACAGAGAGAAGAGGAGACCAAACAAGUUCAACAGAAAGUGUUGUCAACUGUGGUUGGAGUGUUGGUGGGAACUGGCUUUGAGCUGAGCUCAGAGGCAGCAGCUGCAGACAGGAGGAUGUCCCUGCUCUGCUGCUCAAUGCUGGACGACAUGCUCUUCUGGCUUCUAGACACAGUGGAUAAGAGUGUGACACUGCAGACUGCAGGAGCUGAGCUAUGGAUUCAGAUAUUUGAUGCUUCAUUGUGUGGAGUUCCAGCGUCAGUGGAUACCCUUCAGUGUUUCUUCACACAUUCCCUGACACAGACUCUCACUUACAAGCCUCGACUAACAGUGUCAGAUGCCAUCACUCUGCAGAACGAGUGGACCUUUGCAAAAGCCAGCCGGUUGUUGAUCUCUCUUUUCCGUCAGCUAGCUGUGAUCUUCAGUGUGGAGCAGCUGCUGUGUCACCUGCAGCAGGUUUUGGAAACCCACGAGGUCAACUGGAAACACGUCCUGUGCUUCCUCUCCACUCUGCUGGUUUACAACCCCUGUGCCCAGACCAGUCUGAGCGAGCUGCUGUCCAGACUGCUCAGCUCUGCAUUUGAAGGCUAUGACCUGGAGAACAUGAUAACGGCCUUCCUCUUGGCUCGACAGGGUGCGCUGGAGGGACCCGCCAUCUUCCCUUCCUACAGCAACUGGCUGAAGACGUCUUUUGGGGGAGUCACUGGCUUCCAUGCGAGCUGUAAGAAAUCUCUGGUGUUUCUGCUGAAGUUCAUGUCUGACUUGGUGCCCUUUGAACCCCCACAGUACCUCAAGGUUCACAUCCUGCAACCUCCAUAUGUACCCGUGAAACAUCGCAGUCUCCUGAUGGAGUACGUCUCUCUGGCCAAGACCAGACUGGCUGACCUCAAGGAGUCGGUGGAGGACAUGGGUUUAUAUGAGGAUGUUUCUGGUGCAGGUGGAGCAUCAUUGCAGCCCCAGUGCCAGUCUGCCCAGGAUGUGGAGAAGGCAGUGUCUCUGUUUGAGAGCACAGGAAGAAUCUCUGCCACAGUCAUGGAGGCCAGUAUUUUCCGAAGGCCAUAUUUCCUGACACGAUUCCUCCCUGCUCUGCUGACACCGAGGAUGCUUCCUGUCAAAUCUGAUGCUCAGAUGAGUUUCAUAGAAGCUCUGAAAAAGGCAGAUAAGAUCCCUGCUGCACACUAUUCCUCCUAUGUGGAGUCCUGCCAGAAACAGAGGCAGCAGGAUGGCAGUGCAGUGUGUUUGGACACUAAUGAUGAUCCUCUGGAGGUCCUGAAGAGUCAGCUGCAGGAGUUCAGAGAGCUGGUUGUUGAGGGAAAUGACAGAGAGAUGUCGGCCCAGCUGUCCAGGAUCUCACACACUCUGAGUGUCAUCUUUCCUGGCCGUCCUGAUGAGCUGAUUGGACAGACAGUCAUCAAACUUCAUAUAAACACCCCUCCGUCCCCCGAGCUCCAUGUCAAAGUUGUCAACAUGAUCCUGAGAAACUUCUGCCAGUGCAUGUUAGACACUUCCAGAGCAAACCCUCCUAACAAACAAAGUCUGUGGGCCUCCAGGUUCGUCAGUGUGCUGCUUGGCAACACACAGCUCGUCUCCAGCCUUUUACACAGACUCUGGGACCUAUUUUAUAACCAGGGCUCAGCGCUGAGUGCUGCCCACUUACUCGGCCUGGCAGCAUUUGUGGUCCAUCUGCACGCCUCCAUGUCCCACAGUCCUCUGGUGCAGCUGGUCCCGCCCAUUCUGCCUAAGCCAGUAGCUUUUGGAGAAGCUCUGAGCUUUGCGCUGGUCUGCAGCACACACACUAACAUGCUCUUCUGUGUCAGGUUGUGUGUGGCAGCUGUGUGUUAUGGGAUCUGCAGAGGGGACUCACUGCCUCAGCAACAACAGCAAGACUACAUCCUCAGCAGCCUCUAUAAGAAGCUUCUGUACCUCAUCCCAAGACUGUUGCCUGAAGCCAGAAGAGCUCCCAUCACUGCUGGGGGUCCAAUAAGUGAAUACCAGGAGGAGAAGCUGCCAGGCCUGUGGAGCAGUGCCACUGACAGCAACACCUGGAGGAAGACUGCUUGGUAUCUGUGGAGGCUCCCAGCGUUCCGUCAGCUACAACACACACCACAAUAUCAGUUAUUGUUCUCAGAAUGGCUGGCUAAUGAGCUCCGAGUACAGAGAAGUGAAGACGUCCUGUCAGACCCAGAACGUCAGGAGUACCAGCAGUGGGCCUGCUUGGAGCUCUACCUGUCUCGUGUGGAGGAGCAGGGAGGCUGUGGAGGAGACAUGAAGAUCCUCUGCUCUCAUCUGCUCAAUGCCAUCAUGGACCAGCAGUUAAGCAACCAUAGUGUGGAAAAGCUAGAUCACAGAGUGUCAGAGAGAGGGACCUGUCUGUCUGACAUCCUGUCCAGGUUACAGGAGCUUGUCUAUGAGAUGGAAGUGACCGACCUCUCUGGCUGCCGUGGAAGCAGAGCUGAUGUGUGCGACUUCCUGUUUGAGUUGGUGUCUCAGAGAUGCUCCUCCACAGUGACCUCCGCUUCACCGAGCAUCAGCACUGAGCUCAGCCUGCAACAUACACUGAACACAUGGAACAGAGUACUGCUGGCUCUCCCAGCAGUAUUAUUCAUUAAAGUAAAGUGUGAUGGAGGGAUGGCGACUCUGGAGUGUGACACGCUGAUACAACAUAUCAACCAGCAUCAGAGGAAGGUGUGUUCUCCAGCUGGCUUGCUGUCCUGCCAUCUAACAUCACACUUCCUGAGAGGUGUGUUAUGUGCCAGUGUACGCUGUGGACGCUCAGGGGAAGAAGUCAACAAAGCCUGGUCUCAGAUCAGUCUACGCUGUCCUCUGCUCCUGGUCUCCACAGUGCACUGGUGGGAGCGACUAUCUCCAAUGCUGUUGUCACUGUGGCAUCGUCUGUGUGAUGGAGAGCCUCUACCAGAGCAGCUGCAGCUCCUCACUGACUGUCAGAACUGGGCUUGCAGUUUAGAGAAGGGGCUGUCGUCGUCACCAGUGCCUGCAGCUGCAGCUCUGCUGCUGGCCACCAGCCUGCAUCGUGCUUGUCAAGGCCGUGGGAGCCACAACCAGGGCUUCAGUGCUGCCCUGAAUGUGCUGCGACCACUGACAGGCACAAUGUACCAACAGGUUCGAGUUUUUUUGCUUUUCCUGUGUGUAAAUGACUAUCUGUCAUCACUCCUGUAUCCUCAGGAGAGGAGAAAUGAGAGAGCUGCAGAUUUCUGCACAGACCUUCUGAUUGUGUUAGUGGACUCUGCUGACUGGCUGCUCAUCUUUAAAUCAGACGAACAAGGUGUUUACCAGUCGAUCGCCAAGGUGACGUCAGAUGAGUUUACCCGACUGUUGCCUUGUGCCUUCUACAGCCUGCUGCUCCAGCAGAGUGAUGAGUUGCUACAGAGGGCUGUGGUUUGCCCAAACUUCCUCCAUACUGCGGUCCUCUGCUACAUCAGUCUGCUGCAGCUUUUCCUGGAUGGACACACACUUACACAAGCCACCGAUCCCUCAGACAAUCAGACGGAGCCUUUUCAGAUUCUGAGCCACAGCAAGCAGUUUCUUCUGAGAGCAAUCUCGCAGACAUCCCUGACAGCUCUGUCCUCCAGCCAGUUCAGACAGCUGGAGUCCCAGUGUGCAGACUUGGACCCAGAGGUGGCAGCAGCUCUUUCUGUGCACCUGGACCCUCACAGCCCGGAGAUGGACUUCCUCUGAAAAAGCUGCAGACUGACGUUCAGGCAGAGGAACUACUAAAUCUUCUGCCCCUCCAUCGAGCUUCUGAGGCGUCUCUUUGGCAGUAAUGUAACUGAGUAUUCAGAAGGCGUUUGUUUGAUCUCAUGUAAUCCAACUUUAUAUUGACACAAAAACGUGUCCCUCUUGUUGUAUUUAUCCAACAGGAAGAUUUGACCAGUGAAGUCAAAAUACUCAGCUUUGUAAAAGAAAGGAAAAACUUCAACAUUUUUAUACAUAAUGCACACAGGACUUUAUUAUACACAUGGACAUCUGAAGCCCUUUUACUGUUUACAAUACAGAUAAGCAUUGUAAUAACUUAAUUAAAAACAGUGACAUAAUAAAACUAAACAUAUUGUCUUGGAAAUCAUUCUGCACAACUAUUUGCACUGUGAGCAGGUUACACUUCACAAUAUAUUCAGGUAACAAGAAUAUUGCAUUAUAGGACGUUCACAACUGCAUUUAUGGAGGUUACGCAGGUUACAUGUGGCUUUUACUGUGUACUUCAGAUAUUAAAAACACUGUCUGUUUAGAUCCAUAUAGCCCACAGGCAGUGUGAAAUCGUCUUUACAUCAGCUCUGUAACAGGCACCAGGAGUGGUUG
Molecule: messenger RNA, 5368 nt
Organism: Cottoperca gobio
Lineage: Eukaryota; Metazoa; Chordata; Actinopteri; Perciformes; Bovichtidae
Gene: fanca
Product: FA complementation group A
Exons: 42
Coding region: 398-4750 (1450 amino acids)
Biological process (GO): interstrand cross-link repair
Cellular component (GO): Fanconi anaemia nuclear complex
Source: RefSeq, a predicted model, not a curated record